UGUGGUUUGGGUUUAAAAGAGGAGUGGCCUCUUAACAAGAUCGUAGAUAGAUGGACCUCGAGCUCAGACCACAACUUCCCCCUGUGACUUUUUUGAACGUAGGCACUAGUCAUUUUUCACAGCUCUGAAAAAGUUUCCAGUCGGGUCAUUCCGCGUUCCGGAUUUGAGAGAACCAUGGUCGGGAGACCCUUACUUGUGGCCAUUCCUCUGUGGAUGACGUUCGGUCAAGCUGCUCUUACAGAACCCGAAACCUGUUACGUGCUGGACGCCAUUCUGUUAGUGUACGGCAUCGUCCUGACGGCUCUCUACUGCAGACUCAAGAUACGUACUUCUAAGGAGUCGGCGGAGAAGAAGGCAAACAACAAGCAGAUGACCGAAGAAGGAAUCUACACUGAUUUGACUUCUCACGCCCAGGACACAUAUUCGAAAAUUGGCUCGAAGUAAAAAACGAAAAGAUGAAACAAAAUCACUGUUUCAUCUCAGUGAUGCGUAUUUCAGCAAAUAGGCAAAACUAGAAGCUUUUGUGCAAUUUGUGACUAAAAAUGAAUGCGUUGUAUAUGCAUUUUUUCCUUGAAUUUCAUCAGGAUUGACAACAAAAUUGAGACGAUAUGCAGCUUGGUAUUUGUAGACUUUAUGAAAGUUAAAAUGCAAAAUAUGUGCCUUGGCUUAUUAAAAGGUUGAUAUAAACCAAGGAUCACUUUGUUCUU
Molecule: messenger RNA, 707 nt
Organism: Corythoichthys intestinalis (scribbled pipefish)
Lineage: Eukaryota; Metazoa; Chordata; Actinopteri; Syngnathiformes; Syngnathidae
Gene: fcer1g
Product: Fc epsilon receptor IgFc epsilon receptor Ig
Exons: 5
Coding region: 175-444 (89 amino acids)
Biological process (GO): cell surface receptor signaling pathway
Cellular component (GO): Fc-epsilon receptor I complex
Molecular function (GO): IgE receptor activity
Source: RefSeq, a predicted model, not a curated record